Molecule: messenger RNA, 1996 nt
Organism: Hibiscus syriacus
Lineage: Eukaryota; Viridiplantae; Streptophyta; Magnoliopsida; Malvales; Malvaceae
Product: probable protein phosphatase 2C 38
Exons: 6
Coding region: 577-1737 (386 amino acids)
Biological process (GO): protein dephosphorylation
Molecular function (GO): cation binding; protein serine/threonine phosphatase activity
Source: RefSeq, a predicted model, not a curated record
GAAAGAAAGGUCACCUUGUUAUGGCCUUGUUAUGGUGGUUUCCAAAACUCAAAGAUUUGUUUUUGUUAAUUGUUUUUCUCUUCAAAUCUCCCUCCAAGUCUACCUCUCAACCUUUCUUACAGCCUUGUUUUGUUUUGUUAUGGGGGUUUUCAUUUGAUUCUUUUGUUUAUUUAAUCCUUCAAAAUAACUAGUCUUUUAAUUCUUCAUCGACAGGCUUAUAACUGAAGAGAUUGCAAUGUUCUCCACUGUUCUUAAGGAUUUAAAGUGCGGCUCGGCCUGAGAGCCUCUGCAUCCCCUCAGAUCCCGUUUUUCUCGGUUGUGUUGUGAACUUUUCGAGCCGGAUCAAACGGAAUGCGAGUCAUGAACUCUAACAGUCUGUUUUCAUUUUAAUGGUUUUAUAGAUUAGAGAUUGAUGUUGUCUGCACUUGUCAAUGCAUGAUUGAAUUCUGAAACUUCGGUUGUGUAUUUGGAAAUCGAGAAAAGCCGGAGCAAAUUCAUAGGGUCGAUAGAGUUUUUGGUGUUGAUUUUAUGAAAAAAACUUGAUUGCCGGGUUAUUCGGGUUAGAAUAUGUAAGUUAUGGUAUCGGGAUCAUUAAUGCGAAUGAUGCCGCCCUGCUGGAGGCCUUCUUCCGUUGAGGGUGAAGCAUCUAGUAGUAGCAAUGAUGAUGGUAGGGUUGACGGGUUGUUGUGGUAUAAAGAUUCCGGAGAACAUGUUGCCGGUGAGUUUUCGAUGGCGGUAAUUCAAGCAAACAAUCUAUUGGAAGACACUAGCCAACUCGAAUCAGGUCCCUUGAGCUUAUUCGAAACAGGGCCUUAUGGGACGUUCGUUGGAAUUUACGACGGUCAUGGAGGUCCAAUGGCCGCUAGGUUUAUAAAUGAACACCUUUUCAGCUAUAUCAAAAAGUUUACAACCGAGAAUAACGGAAUGUCAGCGGACGUAAUCAACAAAGCGUUUUUGGCGACCGAGGAAGACUUUCUUGCUCUUGUCAGGAAGCACUGGCUAAAUGACCCGCCGAUGGCUUCUGUCGGUUCAUGUUGUCUGGUAGGAAUAAUAUGUAGAGGAGUGCUAUACAUUGCGAAUGCAGGAGAUUCUCGGGUGGUCUUAGGGAGACUGGAUAACGACUUUAAAGAGGUUAAGGCAGUUCAGUUAUCAUCCGAGCACAAUGCAAGUCUUGAACCCGUGAGGGAAGAGUUGCGAUCAUUACAUCCCGAUGAUCCACAGAUUGUGGUCCUAAAGCAUACAGUAUGGCGUGUGAAGGGUAUCAUACAGAUUUCCAGAUCCAUUGGCGAUGCUUAUCUAAAGAACGUGGAGUUCAACAGAGAACCUCUAUUGCCGAAGUUUAGAGUUCCCGAAUCAUUCGAUAAACCAAUCCUUAGAGCUGAUCCGGCAAUAUUAGUACAUAAAAUUGACCCUGAAGAUCAUUUUCUUAUUUUUGCAUCAGAUGGUCUAUGGGAACACCUUAGCAAUCAGGAGGCCAUUGACAUUGUCAACACGUGUCCACGUAAUGGUAUUGCCAGGAAGCUUGUCAAAGCCGCUCUUCGUGAAGCAGCAAAGAAGAGAGAAAUGAGAUACUCGGACUUGAAAAAAAUUGACCGUGGAGUGAGGAGACAUUUUCACGACGAUAUAACAGUAAUCGUUUUGUUUAUGGAUUUCCAUCUGGUAAGCCACAGCUACUGGCACGGCCCUCUGGUUUCAAUCCGAGGUGGUGUUGGGGUCGCCGGACAUGGCAUUUGCUAGUGCAACAGGUUCUAAACCUCUAUCAUUUGCUCCUCAUUAUCUCCUUUUUGUGUCGAGAAACGCUUUUCUUUUCCUUUUUUCCUAUGUAUAGUCACUCAACUUAGCAACUUGUUUCUGUUAAUCCGUAAUAGAAUUCUCCAAUAGAUGUCAGUUACCAGUUAGAGAGUGCCUUUCGGAGAAUUCCUUCAAAGUUCACUCUGCUAACUGACACAUGAUAAUUGAAAAUAUAUAAAUUCAUCAACAUAUAUGGUAUUGCCAA